AUGUUCGGUAUAGCACGAAGAGUUCAACUUCGACAUAAGAGAGGAGCCCCAAAAAUGAAUCGUUUGCUGUUCACUCUGACUGUUCUUGUGAUGAUGACUGCACCUGGUGGGUAAUGUAAAGCUUUGGAACUAAAGAAAUUGUAGAAUUACUCUACAGAUAAUGUUGUAGUUUCUUUGAUACUCAUUCGCGCUAAACAAUGCAGAAAGAGAUCAAACAAAAAUGGCAUCAUCUCAACUCGUCUUGUGUUUUCGGUUGCUUUAAUUUGCCUCUGUUAUAUAAGGGUUUCUCUCCAUGAUUAAAGGAAAGGAGGUCAGUUUAUAAAGAAACUGAGAUUUUGCAUCGGUGUGGGGUAUGACGAGAUUAUUUGAUUUUAUCAACUGAGCUGAUAAUGUGAACUUGCCACUGUAAAGAGUAUCUUAAGCUGACGUUUCGAGCGUUGGCCCUUCAUCAGAGCGAAAUCUCUCCGUAAGCCGAAGAAAAAUCCUUGCAAGUGCGGGGAACUUGAUGUAUUUCUAUUGGUAUGUGUUCAUUUGCGAUUGUGUGGGUAAAUCAUGCGUGGGAAGAAAUUAUAUUGAGUCGUGAACAGUCUUUUUAAUGGUUUAACUACAUUUUGUGUGGACUCGAUAGAAGACUGACGACGCCCACAUUUGGAACAGAACAACUGAGCGAGUAUUUCUUAAAUAGAACAGUAACCAUUUGUGUCUGAUUCCGUAAAUUGUGUACUGGGGUUGUUCAUUACAUUUGUUUUCAACAAAACUAACGGGUGAAUAUUCUUUAAGCCCAUUAAUGAAGAAGCAUAGAAUCUCGAUGCUUCGGGAUUAUGAACGACAAACAACAUAUUUCUUUGUUUUGCAUAACAAAAGAGCUUGUCUGUAGUUUCGGAAUGACUUUUCUAGUCGUUAAAAUCGUCAUAAUUAGCUUCUUUGAGCAAUAUUAGUGAUAAAACACAAUAUUUUAAAGAUAUAGUGUUUGGUUUGAUUAUGGUUAGCAAAGGUGACUACCAGGUUAAGAAAGCUGGAAAAAAUUAAAGAUGCAAGGAACGGUACGACAAUUUAUGGUUGAGGCUCCAUGACCGUAAACAAUAUCUUUAGUGUUUCGUGUGCACCCACCGUGACUGAACUAAUUUAUAGCAAUUUUCUUUCGGUUUGUCAGUCCAGAAUAAUGCUAAGGAAAUAUUUUGAAUGUUCGAAAUUUCCGGGGUCUCUGGGAUAACAGUUUUGUUAGUUUUAAUGAGUUAAUUCGAUGGUUUUACGAGCAUGGUACAGAUGAUUGUAGAGAUAAAACGUACUUUACAUCUGCAUUACAUUACAUUAUGCCUGAUGCAAUAUCCGAAAUUUUCCGGUUUUGGCGUAAGUUACGCAUAGGAGAGACAGAGAAAUCUCUAAGGCUCGCCAAACUUUCUUUCUUUCUGGCGAAAGAUUCAUAAAAGGAGUAAGGUGACUGAGUAUCAUGUUCUUUGCUGGUACAGUAAUGAUUAGCUAUUAUGGUGCCGUUUAUGGUGGCUUUUUUCUGUGUGGUUUUUACAUGAAUCACGAUACAGGUCUUCAUUCUAAACAAGGUGUGUUUCAAACGCUUUACUGCCUCAAGUGAUUGGGAAGCCCGCAAGAACUAGAUCACGCAAAGAAAUUAGGGGCGUAUGAUGAGCUAGUUGUCUUAGAAUAAGUUUUCUAAACGUUCAAAACCUAACAACGGGAUAUGAACAUGCUGUUAUUGAAUGAUUGAUCAUAUAAAUAGAUCACGUCGUGCUCAACUUACUUUACUCAAAAUCGAUCAGGGAAUAGAUAGCGGGUGGCUUGGCUAAUCAGAUUGUAACAUUUGUGGAUGCAAUUAGAUUGCAAUGAACCACAACAAAAAUAAUUUCUUGCGUUCCUCGAAGUCAUUCAGUGUGUAACAUUUAAGAUUGUUAUAUAUUUUUUUUCUUUGUCAUCAGGUUGUGCGUUGAAAUGCUACGUGUGCUCUGGCAAUGAAGAUACUUGCAGCAAGAGCAAACUGGAAGGUGACAAGGACACCUACUUGAAGGAAUGUCCUUCCGGCUUUGACAGGUGCGCUAGGAGUUGGUCUAAGAAAGAUGACGUGAACGCUGUGGGAAACUCCUGCGCCAAUGAAGCUGCCUGUGACGCAGCAGAUGAGCUUUGUGACAAGCUUAAAGAUACUAUCAAGGACUACAAGUGCGGGGUUGGUUGCUGCACUGACGAUGCCUGUAACGCAGGCUCGCCUGUGACCUUCAGCUUCUUCCUGUUGAUCGUCUCCUCUGUCUUGGGCCUAGCACUAAUGAAGUAG
Pocillopora meandrina is the source of this 2281-nucleotide messenger RNA. The record is from the annotation of a GenBank genome assembly. NCBI's taxonomy places the organism in Eukaryota, Metazoa, Cnidaria, Anthozoa, Scleractinia, Pocilloporidae.